Molecule: messenger RNA, 2328 nt
Organism: Talpa occidentalis (Iberian mole)
Lineage: Eukaryota; Metazoa; Chordata; Mammalia; Eulipotyphla; Talpidae
Gene: IGLON5
Product: IgLON family member 5
Exons: 8
Coding region: 1-1011 (336 amino acids)
Cellular component (GO): neuron projection
Source: RefSeq, a predicted model, not a curated record
AUGCCCCCCCCUGCGCCCGGGGCCCGGCUCCGGCUCCUCGCCGCCGCCGCCCUGGCCGGCCUGGCCGUCAUCAGCCGAGGGUUGCUGUCCCAGAGCCUGGAGUUCAGCUCCCCCGCCGACAACUACACCGUGUGCGAGGGCGACAACGCCACCCUCAGCUGCUUCAUCGACGAGCAUGUGACCCGCGUGGCCUGGCUGAAUCGAUCCAACAUCCUGUACGCCGGCAACGACCGCUGGACCAGUGACCCGCGCGUGCGGCUGCUGGUCAACACGCCCGAGGAGUUCUCCAUCCUCAUCACGCAGGUGGUGCUGGGCGACGAGGGCCUCUACACCUGCUCCUUCCAGACGCGCCACCAGCCCUACACCACUCAGGUCUACCUCAUCGUGCAUGUCCCCGCCCGCAUCGUGAACAUCUCCUCGCCUGUGGCAGUGAACGAGGGGGGCAAUGUGAACCUGCUUUGUCUGGCCGUGGGGCGGCCGGAGCCCACGGUCACCUGGAGGCAGCUCCGAGACGGCUUCACCUCGGAGGGCGAGAUCCUUGAGAUUUCCGACAUCCAGCGAGGCCAGGCCGGCGAGUACGAGUGCGUGACCCACAACGGGGUGAACUCGGCGCCCGACAGCCGCCGCGUGCUGGUCACCGUCAACUACCCCCCGACCAUCACCGACGUGACCAGCGCCCGCACAGCCCUGGGCCGCGCCGCCCUCCUGCGCUGCGAAGCCAUGGCGGUGCCCCCCGCGGACUUCCAGUGGUUCAAGGACGACCGCCUGCUGAGUGGCGGCGCCUCGGAGGGGCUGAAGGUGCAGACGGAGCGCACCCGCUCGAUGCUUCUCUUCGCCAACGUGAGCGCCCGGCAUUACGGCAACUACACGUGUCGCGCCGCCAACCGGCUCGGAGCUUCCAGCGCCUCCAUGCGGCUCCUGCGCCCAGGAUCCCUGGAGAACUCUGCGCCCAGGCCCCCAGGGCCCCUGACCCUCCUCUUCGCCCUGGGGUGGCUGUGGUGGAGGGUGUAGGAGGAGCCCAGUGUUGCUGACCCCCCCCUGCAGGGGGCCUGAAGCCGAGAGCGAGAGCAGAAGGGGGGAGCGAGCGCCGUGGGUCUGCAGCGGAGAGGAGCUCUCGGCCAUCGUGGAAGAAGGGAGGAGGAGGAGCAGCGAGGAAGAUCUUUACAGAACCCAUCACUGUGAGGGAUAACGCAAAAUUAUGCAUCUUUCUACAGCCAUUCUCACCGCCGUUCACGUCCGAUUGUGACCCCCCCGGCCACCCCACACCCCUCUCUUAGCUCAGGCUGUCGACCAGAUCUCGUGUGUGCAGUGGGUGUGCGCGUGGCGCUGCGCGUGUGUGUGCGCGUGUGUGGGGAGGGGUGGUGGGGUGGAAAGGGGGGGCUCGACGAGCUUCCCUCCCCCGGCACCCCCACAUCCACUGCCCCCACUCUCAGCCUCUCACCUCUGGCUGGAGGUGGGUGUGGGGGUUUCGUGGUAGAAGCUGUGAAGAGAGGUUCUCCGGGGCUCCCUGCUUCCCCAGUAUAUGCACGCACACCUGCCCCUCCCCUCCCCUCGGAAGGGGUGUCUCCUGGGCAGGUGGGGCUGAGGGGGGUGCCUCACCCACCGCUGAGCUGGGUAGGUGGGGGACACCCGUCUGGGCUCUGGACAUCCUGCUGCCAACCACCAGCUGCCUGCAGCCAGAGGCCCCACGGCUGGCUCAGGAGCCCAAGACCCUCCCCCAACCCCCUCCCCGACUUUCUGGCCCCCUCCCGGGCCAAACGGUGCUUCCAUACAGCUGUCAGGCUGGUGCCUCGAGCCACCCGUCUGUCUCAGUGCUUUUGCCCUGCCCCAUCACCACUCCCGUGCCACCUGCAGCGCCAGCCAGCCGCCCGCAGUGCCGGCACUGGUCCACCCUCCCCGCUCUUUCCGCCGACCGCCCCUCCCAGAGGCUGACCGAGCCCUCACACACACUCAGAUAGACACGCACGCACGCACGCACGCACACCAGCGACUGUGACCAGCAAUAGCCCCCUGUCUCCAGCUGCCCUGUAGCCGGUGACCAGCUGUAGCUCCCCCAAAGGUGGCAACUGUGGUCCAAAAGGGGCUCCGAGAGGCUGCACCCCAGCUCUGAUAUGGUGGGAACAGCCCCCUCCGGCACGUCACACCAGGCAAAGCGGGGAGAGGCGUCAUCACAUAGACACCGAGCCCCGACCCCAGGCCGAGUCGCCCACCCGGACCAGACCAGCCAGGGCUGGGGGAGGCAGAGCCAGGCGAGGGCCAGGGGCAGUGACUGUACCUCAGACGGGGGCGUGGGCCCCAUCCCACAUUGUCUUCCAUUCCCAGGGUCCA